AUGUCUUCAUCUCCAAUUCCCAUGUCCCAUGAUCACAUUGAGCUCAAUCCACAAUUUCCCCCAAGGCGGCCACAGCAGCAAGAGCAGCAUCAGCAACCACCGUUCCUGUCGACUCAGUCUCCGCAAGCACAACAACCAUACCUACCUCGCCGUGGAGGAGUAUCAGGUCCUCUUAAGAUUCACCACAUUCGGAAGACAAAGCCCAUCACCUGGUUCACCACCUGGUUAGGUGUAAUCUGCUGCGCCAUAUUCUGGAUCAUCGUCAUACUCGCGGGUUUAGCGAUCCUUAUUGUCUACCUCACAUUCAAGCCUCGAAGCCCACGCUUCGAAGUCUCAAGCGUUACCCUCGAUGCGGCUUACAUAGAUACAGGAUCUCUGCUCAAUGCCGACCUCACUAUCCUCACCAAUUUCACCAAUCCAAACAAGAGGGUGAGCGUGGAUUUCAGUUUCAUGGUCCUUCAGCUCUUCUACGAAGAUACCCUAAUCGCAACCCGAGCCAUCGAUCCUUUUUCCGUCUCAAGCAUGGAGACGAGGUUUCGCUCUGUGGAGAUGAUCUCCAGCCAAGUUUCUCUCCCCAUAGAUGUCUCAGAGACACUGAGGAAGCAGAUGGGUGGAAAUGGAGUCGUUUUCAACCUCCAGGGCUCAUUUCGAACUCGAUCUAAUUUUGGGAGUUUCUUCCAUUAUUCGUACUGGUUGUAUAGCAAAUGCACCAUUGUUACGACUAGUCCUCCUAGUGGAAUCUUGAUAGCACACAAAUGCAGAACGAAGCGUUGAGAUCGAUGAAACCCAACCCAACAAAAUCAUCAAUUGUUGAUUAUGUUGCAGAACAGAUCCAUCAGGAAAGUUAUAAUUGGGAAUUGAGAGUAUAUAUCCAUCUUUUUUACGGUCAUUUUAUACUCUUUACAAAUCCAUUUUGUUAUUGGAGAAGUGUUUGUAUUUAAACGACUUUGGUAAAACAGAGAGAUGAGUGAACUUUGCCUCUAAU
Molecule: messenger RNA, 985 nt
Organism: Telopea speciosissima
Lineage: Eukaryota; Viridiplantae; Streptophyta; Magnoliopsida; Proteales; Proteaceae
Exons: 1
Coding region: 1-774 (257 amino acids)
Cellular component (GO): plasma membrane
Source: RefSeq, a predicted model, not a curated record